CAUUUUUAGUUUGCUGCUACUUCACUCAACCUUGAAAACAUUCCAAUUUCAUCUGAUUCAAGUGAAGGCUCAUCACUACUUUAAAAAAUAUCAUUUAUUCUCACUUCACAGAUAUAUUAUGAGACGCGAUCAUGAUAAAUCUUCCAAGAUGAUGAGAUGAUGGUAGUAGUAACAACCGUAAUUAAUCACACACCGCCGCAGCCGCUAUUAUCAUGUCGAUAGACCUGAACUGGGAGACGCUGACGGGUGGCCCGGACGGAGCGGUAUUGGCGGAGCGCAUUCGUGAUUUCAUCCACGUUAAAUUCCAGUCGGUGCCGCUACCACGCUUCAUCAAAUCCGUCACCGUUCAUGAUUUCGCGUUCGGCAAUAUACCGCCGAGCGUGGUGCUCAAGGACAUAUGCGACCCGCUGCCGGACUUCUACGAGGAAAAUCCGGACGUAUCUGAUGACGAGGAAGAGGAGCAUGAAGAGGGUGAGGGGAGUGAACAGGAUGAGAGAGCCGGGCAAAUCAGUGCAGAGGACGUGUCGGAUGUGAUAAGAGCGCAAGAGCGCAAGAGGAGAGCAGACCAAAUCCGGAGAUUGGAGGGAAGGGAUGGGGAUGGGCGCAAGGAUAGGAGUAGAAGUGGGACGGGAACUUACAACAUAGAGGGCAUGUACCCGCCACAUAUUCAUGUUGCUGGAUUGCGAAGUGCUCCCGGGACGCCCGAUAUCAGCAAUCCUUUCCUAGGACUCGGGGUACCGACGCCCGGAGUGCCUGGUGGUACUGCAAAUAUGCAUUACUUCCAGUCGAAACUCGCGACCCCCUGGUCCGGUACACAAACGCCGUUAGCAGCCGUAGCAGGAGCGCAACACCUAAACGGCUGGCUGGAAAUGGGAGGCACACAUUCGCCGCCUCCAGGAAGACAUCCGCUGAGUCGGACUCACAGCAGACACCCAUCACAAAGCUCCAUCACCAUGACAGAUCCCCCUCCAACGCCCUCUCUAGCCCCAGGGACACUAGCACCUUUACCACACCCACUGAGGGAGAAACACAGCGUAUCAACGCUCGCGCCCACAUCCGCCGGCGCGUCGCGGCCGCCUACUAGGGAUGCGACGGCCGGCUUCGCGCACGCGCCCCAGCCCAUGAGCUCCUCAUCACGAACCCACAACGACACGGCCGUAUACAGCUCGAGCUCCGACAGCAACGACGACUCGGAAGAGGAGGAGGCGAAGAAGUACUACGAACCCAGGGUCGACGACCUGCAGGCCGUGUUCCGCAUCAAGUACGCGGGCGACAUCAAGCUGAUGCUGACGGCGGAGAUCCUGCUCGACUACCCGAUGCCGAGUUUUGUGGGUAUACCCGUGAAGCUGAAUAUCACGGGCCUCACGUUCGACGGCGUCGGCGUGGUCGCGUAUAUUAGGAAGAGAGUGCAUUUCUGCUUUCUAAGCCCCGAGGAUGCGGUUGCGGCUGUGGGGCGCGAUGAUGAUGAAGAUGAAGAUGGGGAGGAGGGGGCUGGACCCGGGCAUGGGGAGAGCGAGAGGCCUACUUCUGCGAGCGGCGCGAGGACGCAGCGGAAAGGGAAACUGGGGAGUCUGCUGCAGGAGGUUAGGGUUGAGAGCGAGAUUGGGCAGAGGGAGGGGACGAAGCAGAGUCUGAAGAAUGUGGGCAAAGUUGAGAGGUUUGUCCUUGAGCAGGUUAGACGGAUAUUCGAGGAGGAGUUUGUUUAUCCUAGUUUCUGGACCUUCCUGGUUUGAAGGGGCUGGGGUUGUGAAGGUGCCUUCGGACGUUUAUGUCGAAAUGAUAAAGGGGGUAACUAUAACACGCACGAAACUUGUCCUGGUAAUAUGGCUUAUGUAGGACGAGGUUUUUACAUAUCGAAUGGCUAACACUGCGAUUGGAUUUACGAGAUUAGAUGAAGAAAAUCUUAGGUAGCUAGGAGGCGAGGGAAGCUCAUAUGGACCAGUUUAAGAAUUAGAAUUCAUCAGAUUCUAUCCUGCUCUCAAUCGA
Annulohypoxylon truncatum is the source of this 1986-nucleotide messenger RNA. RefSeq lists its product as uncharacterized. NCBI's taxonomy places the organism in Eukaryota, Fungi, Ascomycota, Sordariomycetes, Xylariales, Hypoxylaceae. Gene Ontology annotation, molecular function: lipid binding. The transcript has a single exon. The record is from RefSeq and is a predicted model, not a curated record. Gene Ontology annotation, biological process: phospholipid transport; mitochondrion organization. Bases 213 to 1733 code for a protein of 506 amino acids. Gene Ontology annotation, cellular component: ERMES complex.